AUGUCAUCUGUUACCUCUCUGACAGCUGCCAGUGUAAAAACUGAGUUUGCUGCCAAUAGUGAAGAUUCCAUUCUUCAUAAUGAAGCUCUGAAACAUGUAGAAGGUAGCUUUACCCCUUCAAAUUUCAAAGCUGCCAUCCAAUUGUCCAUGACUUUACUCUUAAUUCUCAUUGGUGUUUUGUUUGUUGUAAACAUUCCUUGGUAUUUACUUCCAAUUUGUUGGAUUUUCUUGGGAUUUUGUGCUUGUCGAUUGGUUUCUGUUGCGUAUGGUUGUUCCACUAAUCAAUUCUUCAAUGUCAAGACACUUCCUGAAUGGCUUAACCAAUUGGUUGGUUUAGUUUGCAUGUUGCCAUUGUUGUAUCCAUUCGAAAAUGUGAAAUAUCUCAAGACCUAUCCACAAGAAAGUUCACAACCACACUUCAUGUUUGGUGCCAUGCUCAAAUUAGCAAAGAGUCCUCUCUGGUUCUUUACCUCAAUUUGGGAAUGCAUUGUUACCAAUAUUUACUUUGACACAAAAGGAAAUACUUUCAAUAAGAUUACCAAUUCCAUUGUCUUGAUUCUAUUCGCAUCUUUCUUUACCUAUUUCAUGGUUUGGUUUGGUGGAUUCUGGACUUUGUUUAAAUAUUACUUGGCUCCAUUGAUGGCUUUCCAUUUGAUCAACUCAAUCAUGAUGAAGAUGAACGAGGCCAAUAAGAAGAAGGGUGAAGAAUUCACUGGUGUUGUUUCUCUUCCUUUGAUUAUCGAAUUCUUGACUAGUUAUUCUUUGAAUAAUUACAAAAUUGCCUUUAAAUGGUAUGGACACUUUUACAAAACAAUUGAAGUUAAAGAUCAAUUGCUUUGUAAACUCUCAGCUGCUGUUCCACAAACUAAAUGGAGAGAAAGCGUUAAGGUUUUGGAAGAAAAGUUUGGAAAGCAAUUGGAAUUGAUUGGUGGUAGAAAAUCUGAUUCUAUUACAUGGUUAGAUUUCGUCUCAUUUAAUGGAAACCAACAUGAAUACGAUUAUUCAGAUAUUGUCGAUUAUUUAGAUUUACGUAAUAUUGACUAUAUCAUUUCCAUCUACUUGAUUGGCUCUAUCAUUGUUUCCAUUUAUGGAAUUUUCACAUGUCCAUUCAAUUGGAAAACAUAUUUAUUGAGCUUUGUUUCCAUGUAUUCGUCUGGUAUUGGAAUUUCAACUGGUUAUCAUAGAUUCUUUGCUCACUUGUCGUGUAAGGCUAAUCUUCCUGUUCGCUUGGCGUUUCUCUUGAUUGGAAGUGCUGCCUUUCAAGGAAGUGCCAUUAGUUGGUCUAGUGAUCACAGAAGACAUCACAAGUUCAUUGAUACUGAAAGAGAUCCUUACAAUAUCAAGAAUUCAUUCUUUCAUGCUCACAUGGGUUGGUUAAUGAAAAAUCGUCCAGUUGACCACUCAAAUAUUCCCGAUUUAACAAGUGAUCCAUACUGUGUCUUCCAACACAAAUACUAUCCCUAUUUGGCCAUCUUCUUUGGCUACGUUUGUCCAACUUUCGUUGCAGGAUACUUUUGGGGAGAUUGGAAAGGUGGUUUCCUCAUUGCCGGAGUUUUAUCCAAAACCAUUCUCCAACAUUGUACCUUCUUUAUCAAUAGUUUAGCUCACUCAUGGGGAGAUGCCACAUUCAACGACGAUCACACAGCUCGUGACUCAUAUUUUGUGAGCUUGUUAACAUUUGGUGAGGGAUAUCACAAUUUCCAUCACACAUUUGCAUACGAUUAUAGAAAUGGAGUUCGUUGGUAUCAUUUCGAUCCUGGCAAAUGGAUUAUCUAUUCAUUGUCAUUGUUUGGUUGGACCUAUGAAUUGAAAAGAUGUGACGAUCAACAUUAUGAGAAGGGAAGAAUUCUCAUGAGGCAAAAAGUGAUUGAUACAAAGAGAGAGGAAAUUGAUUCUGAGUUGAAAGAGUUGGAAUUGUUGAAAUUGAAUAGGGAUAAAUAA
Molecule: messenger RNA, 1941 nt
Organism: Naegleria gruberi
Lineage: Eukaryota; Heterolobosea; Eutetramitea; Acrasida; Naegleriidae
Exons: 2
Coding region: 1-1941 (646 amino acids)
Biological process (GO): unsaturated fatty acid biosynthetic process
Cellular component (GO): endoplasmic reticulum membrane
Molecular function (GO): stearoyl-CoA 9-desaturase activity; iron ion binding
Source: RefSeq, a predicted model, not a curated record